Molecule: messenger RNA, 2037 nt
Organism: Trypanosoma brucei brucei TREU927
Lineage: Eukaryota; Euglenozoa; Kinetoplastea; Trypanosomatida; Trypanosomatidae
Exons: 1
Coding region: 1-2037 (678 amino acids)
Molecular function (GO): RNA helicase activity
Source: RefSeq, a predicted model, not a curated record
AUGCCAUUAUCUGCAGGAAGUGGACAUCGUAACGUUGUCUACUUUCGAUGUUGUGUUAAUUCCCCUUCUGAUAAGGUUUCGUCAUGCUCGGACAUAUUUUUCUCACCCCCCCCCCCAUUUCCGCCCUUUUGUUGCGAGCUUCUCAUAACACCCCAUUCGGGUUGCUGCGUAUUCCCUAAUUUCUGUGUCUUCUUCUUCGUACUUUUGAACGUUUUAAGCAAGAGGAUGGAGACGAAGCGUAGUUUCGACUCUUUGGGCAUUCACCCAACAUUGGUCGAAGCGCUCCGCCGUGCUGGAGUACGGCCGACGCCGUUUCAGGCGCGCGUAUUAGAGAACACCACGACUGACCUCGCUGAUAUCAUCGUCGAUGCGCGUGCUGUGAGUGGCGAAAGUUCGAGUGGGGUAUCGGCCGCUGAAGGUGCCACUAACGCGCAACCGACGGUUUCCGAGCGAAACAACCUCAUGAUGAUAUUUGUGGCGCAUUGCGUGCUUUCCUCAAGAGAUUCGGCACGCCACAUAGGGUUAGUGUUGGCCAACAACAAGGAAAACGCUGGGCGUCUACAAAAGUGCGUGGCAAACCUUGCUGCGCGCUGCGGCAUUACCGUUGAAACGAUGACAAAUGAGGGGCAAAAACCACAGCUUCCAUCUGCUGAGGGAGAUGAAAGGGAAUGCAGCAGCAAUGGUGGGAAGCAAACUGAUGGUGAAGGAGAAUAUCGCAUCAUCAUUGCAACAAUGCGUGCACUACACUCCUGGGACAAAGCACUCUUUGCACCCGUCGUAACGUUUGCUGUGGAAGAUGCCAGUCGAAGUUUCGAUCCGCCGCUGGACGAUGUUCUGCGGUUGUUGACCCAACCGAACAAAACAGGGCAGGGGCAGUCUAAUCGUACUGGAUCGCCCUUGCCGUCCCCGGGGGCGCCCGCUUUCGUGCCCAACAUAUUCCUGAUGUGCCUUGCAUCUCCAGUUUCUUUGAAACAGAGUAUUAGGUACAGGUUAAACCGAAAAAACCGUCGGUAUUACCACAUACAAACUCCUUCUGAAUCACAUCCCCCUUCGCCGUCCCCCUCCGCAGGUGUUGGUGAUGCCACUCAGGACCCCGCAUCUGAGCAACUGCAUGUGCCACCGAGUACGACGCCACCUGCGUCAACGCAGGUUCUAUACCUGUUGUACAUCGAUGAGAAUGACCGUAUGGAGCUGCUGCAGCGUGUACUAAAAAUGUACGCGGGUCGUCGCACUCUGUUACUUACUCACCAUAAGGAGAUCCGACAGUUGCAUCAGAAGGUGAUUAAGUGGGACAUGUACAACACUACCGGAGAGGCGGGGGGAAAUGGCGGUGGGAGUAUAAAAGCGACGGAAUAUGUUCACUGCAUGCAGCGCACCGAUACUCCCGAGAGACAGGAGUCGACCGUGAUGGCCUUCAUUCGUGAAUCCACAUCCGGCAAUCGAGGUGGUGCCGGUAACAAAAAGUCAGUGCCGCCUACGCUCUUGAUCGGAUGGGAUACCUUUACCGCAAUAGAUCUCGUGGACGUGGAUGUGGUUAUCCAAUACUACCCACCGCAAAAGUCAAUUACGCGGCAGGAAUGUGUUGGAUUCGUGCAGGUGCUACACACGACGACUGACCCGAAAGUGGGUGGCCGAUGCCACCGCACGACGCUUAUAACUUUUCUUUCCACCAGCGACUUCACACUAGCCGCCUUCUUCAUGGAGCAGUACGGUCUUCGUGGCCAUAUACUUAACGUCACCCCGUCGCACCAUCACUUUGAGCGGUGCCUCCGCAAUUCGGCCGGUGUCUUGGAGUACAAACUGCGGAAGCAAUGCGAGUCACUUCAUGACGAGGGUUCUGAAUCUAAUGGCACGGCGCAGUGUUCGAUUCCCUUCUCGCGACCGCGUUCACGAAGGCGUGGUAAUGGAAACCGAAAUGCUGGUAGUAACAAUGGCGUCGGCACCAACGCUAGCACUCAAGCUAAUAUGAAUGCUGCUCCAAGCACGAGCAACAGUGACACCGAAACCCGCCGUCCGCUGGGGCGCCACCGUGGUUGA